CCUGCUGUCCACUGCGAGAGGGCCUCGAACUUCAGGUGGAAGAUGUCGGAAAGUAAUUUGGCAGAAAGCAGCGACGGACGCGAGACGCUGGUGUCUGGUGCUAAAGUCGUCGCCCAGGCCCUGAAAACACAGGAUGUGAAUUACAUGUUUGGCAUCGUAGGCAUCCCGGUGACCGAAAUCGCCCUUGCUGCCCAGGAGGUGGGCAUCAGAUACAUCGGGAUGAGGAACGAGCAGGCGGCUUGUUAUGCUGCGUCUGCGGUUGGAUAUCUGACAGGCAGGCCGGGAGUUUGCCUUGUUGUUUCUGGCCCAGGUCUCAUCCAUGCUUUGGGUGGUAUGGCAAAUGCAAACAUGAACUGUUGGCCCUUGAUUGUGAUUGGUGGUUCCUCUGAAAGAAGUCAGGAAACAAUGGGGGCCUUCCAGGAGUUUCCUCAGGUUGAAGCUUGUAGAUUAUAUAGCAAGUUCUCUGCCCGGCCAAGUAGCAUAGAAGCUAUUCCCUCUAUUAUCGAAAAGGCAGUGAGAAGCAGUAUUUAUGGUCGUCCAGGUGCUUGCUAUGUUGACAUACCUGCAGAUUUUGUGAACCUCCAGGUGAAUGUGAACUCUAUAAGGUACGUGGAGUGCUGCAUGCCACCUCCUAUUAGUAUGGCAGAAAGCUCUGCUGUAUGUAUGGCAGCAUCUGUUAUUAGGAAUGCCAAACAGCCCCUUCUUAUCAUCGGGAAAGGUGCUGCUUAUGCCCGUGCAGAGGAGAGUAUCAGGAAGUUGGUGGAGCAAUGUAAAUUGCCAUUUCUGCCCACCCCCAUGGGAAAGGGUGUUAUCCCUGACAACCAUCCAAACUGUAUAGGUGCUGCCAGAUCCAGGGCUUUGCAAUUUGCUGAUGUAAUUGUGUUACUUGGUGCCAGAUUAAAUUGGAUUUUACAUUUUGGACUGCCUCCAAGAUAUCAGCCAGAUGUGAAGUUUAUCCAGGUUGAUAUCUGUGCAGAAGAGUUGGGGAAUAAUGUAAGACCUGCUGUGACCUUGCUAGGAGACAUAAAUGCUGUCACUAAACAGCUUUUAGAACAAUUUGAUAAAACACCAUGGCAGUAUCCUCCUGAGAGCAAGUGGUGGAAAAUUCUGAGAGAAAAAAUGAAGAGCAAUGAAGCUUUAUCCAAGGAAUUAGCUUUCAAAAAAUCCCUGCCUAUGAAUUAUUACACAGUAUUCUACCACAUUCAAGAACAACUGCCCAGAGACUGUUUUGUGGUGAGCGAAGGAGCAAAUACUAUGGAUAUUGGGCGCACUGUGCUUCAAAACUACCUUCCUCGUCACAGGCUUGAUGCUGGUACUUUUGGAACAAUGGGAGUCGGUUUGGGUUUUGCCAUUGCAUCUGCUCUAGUGGCUAAAGAUAGAAACCCAGGGCAGCAGGUCAUCUGUGUGGAAGGAGACAGUGCAUUUGGAUUUUCUGGCAUGGAAGUGGAAACCAUCUGCAGGUACAACUUGCCAAUCAUACUUUUGGUGGUGAAUAAUAAUGGAAUUUACCAAGGUUUUGAUACAGAUACUUGGAAGGAAAUGUUAAAAUUUGGAGAUGCUACUACAGUGGCCCCUCCAAUGUGUCUUCUGCCACACUCACAUUACGAGCAUGUCAUGAUUGCAUUUGGAGGCAAAGGGUAUUUUGUACAAACACCAGAAGAACUCCAGAAAUCCCUGAGGCAGAGUCUGGCAGACACAACUAAACCCUCUCUUAUCAACAUCAUGAUUGAGCCGCAAGCCAUGCGGAAAGCCCAGGGGUCACUGGAGCCAGCUCUGUGGAGUGCUUCAUCUACGGCUACCUGGAUCGUCCUGAGGCUCAUUCCCUGGUCCCAGCGUGUUCCCAGGUACUGCCUCCUCACCCCAGUGAUCAGGGAGGGCUCAGGAAAUCAGACCUGCUUUCCCCGUAGCCUGAGCUCUGUGUGCUCCCCGCCGUUUGCCAUGUGGUAUCAGCCAUGUUGUCACCUCUUCCGUGAAGCUAUCCUCUCUCCCAGCCCUCCUACAGCACCCUGCGUGUACCUUCGUCACUACGCACGAUAUUCAUGACGCAUCGAAUUCCCAUCUCCCUUCCCGCCUUGACCUAGUGCCUGUGUACCCAGAUGUCACCCACCCCUCAUCUUCCAGGGCCUGCAUCCUCCUGCUGUUUGGCAAGCUCCUCUGUGGGCUCCCCCUUGAAGAAUCGUGAUAUAUACAUCACGGACAUUUUCUUGCAGGGGUGGCGGCCCCGGGGGGGUUAUAUCACAAAAGCCGCAGCAAACAAUUCUGAGGGUGCAGCGUGGAGAGGUGAGCCACGGAGGAUCAAAGCCCAGCCCUGGUGCCUGGGUUAGACAAGCCCCACCGUGUAGGGGUGGGGUCUGGGCCUCGAGGCCCUGAUGGAACUGGGCCAAGUUCCUCCUCCAAAUGGAGGUCAAAAGUAAAGUUGAGUUACUGGAGAUAAAUACUUCUUUCACACUUUAGUGCUGUGCACUGAUAUUUACAUCCACUAUACUCCUAACUCCAUUUCAUAACUCACAGUGCCAUUCUCGCCCCCUGCCCUUCGCCCACCGUCCAGCUGUGCCCUCUCCCCACCACUCUGCCUACGUCAUUCUUCUUCAGAGCUUUCAUGCUUAUCUUCAUUUGAUUAUUUUUCUGUAUUAACUCUAGUAGCACAAAAAAUCUAGUAUUUUCAUUGGAGUAAAUUUUAAAAUUUAGUGUAUUAAUAGAAGGACUUCACAUUCAGUAAGGCCAACAGAUCAGGAGACGAUUGCCAAGAAAAGAUAGUUUCUUACUCACAGUUCUGGAGAGGAGAGGGUCCCACACCGUGCAGGGCUGCAUGGGGAAAGGGUGAGGGUGGUCUCCGGGCACAGAGAAAGAGGCAACUUACAGCUGAAGUCUUUACCGUGCUGUCCUUGGAAAGAAACAGGUGAGGCAGAUUAAGCUGGUUUAGGAUUGGCUAGUUUGAACAACAUCCAUGGACUCCAGGGUGCAGGGGCUGCCCCAGGCAUCUGGUACCUGACCCUGUGGUGAUUAGGGCAGGGAGAUAAGAGGCCUGGAACGUGAGAGCCCAAUACAGAGCACUAUAAAGAGGGAGGUUGGGAUCAUGGGCUCAGGGUUGAUUUGCAUAUAAAAAGAGUUGUUUGCCAGCAGGGAACUAGCUAACCUGGGAGGGGCAGUCCCUGGGGUCAGCAAGGCCCAGGUGUCAAAGCAUCAGCAUUACAGAAAAUAAGAUGUGGUUAAUACAGAGUGACGUUAAAUGGAUAUGUAUUAAAUAUUGUAUUAA
Molecule: messenger RNA, 3256 nt
Organism: Orcinus orca (killer whale)
Lineage: Eukaryota; Metazoa; Chordata; Mammalia; Artiodactyla; Delphinidae
Gene: HACL1
Product: 2-hydroxyacyl-CoA lyase 1
Exons: 17
Coding region: 43-2043 (666 amino acids)
Biological process (GO): fatty acid alpha-oxidation
Cellular component (GO): peroxisome
Molecular function (GO): thiamine pyrophosphate binding; magnesium ion binding; catalytic activity
Source: RefSeq, a predicted model, not a curated record